UCCCUCUCCCUCGUUCUCUCUCUCUCUCUCUCUCCGCGCAUCCUCCCCCACAGUCGGAGCUUAGCACAGCAGAAGCGGCUCCUACAGCAUCCAGCAGCAGCUCGGCAUCCAUCCUGCCUGGGGAGCAGCAGCAGUUCUACCCGGCGCAGCAGCGACGCACGGAGGGGGCGCAUCAUCCAAGUGAUGCCACAGCAUCAGUCGCAUUUCGACAAGAAGCACUGAGAGCAGGAUCCUAACAGGAGGAGGAGGAGGAGAGGAAAAAAAAAAACCCGCUUCAGCCUCGAAGACGGCAACUGCUCAUGAAGAUGUCUAACGCUGACAUCGUCUUAAACGCCGCCGAUCGGGUGGUGAAAUCCGUCCCCUUCCCCUUGAGCCACCGCCUUACGAUGAAGGAAGUGUUCGACUGUGAAGGGAAACCUCGAGUGGAUCUCCUGAAGGCCCACCUGACCAAGGAAGGCCGUGUGGAGGAAGCCGUGGCGCUGCGGAUCGUCAAUGAGGGGGCAGCCAUCCUGCGUCAGGAGAAAACCAUACUAGACAUCGAGGCGCCGGUCACAGUCUGUGGGGACAUCCAUGGGCAGUUCUUUGAUCUUAUGAAGCUGUUUGAAGUGGGAGGAUCACCAGCCACAACGCGCUACCUGUUCCUCGGGGACUACGUUGACCGUGGCUACUUCAGUAUCGAGUGUGUUUUAUACCUUUGGUCGCUGAAAAUCCUCUAUCCAAAGACUCUAUUUUUACUUCGUGGAAAUCAUGAAUGUAGACAUUUGACAGAAUAUUUCACCUUCAAACAAGAAUGUAAAAUCAAGUACUCAGAGCAGGUGUAUGACUCAUGUAUGGAUGCAUUUGACUGCCUUCCUCUGGCUGCACUCAUGAACCAACAGUUUCUGUGUGUCCAUGGCGGACUGUCACCUGAAAUUCACACCUUAGAUGACAUUAAAAAGUUGGAUCGGUUCAAGGAGCCGCCAGCGUUUGGGCCCAUGUGUGAUCUGCUGUGGUCCGAUCCCCUGGAAGACUUCGGCAACGAGAAAACCCAGGAAUAUUUCAGCCACAACACAGUGCGAGGCUGCUCCUACUUCUACAGUUACCCAGCUGUGUGUGAGUUCCUACAGAGCAAUAACCUAUUAUCAAUAAUCCGAGCGCACGAGGCACAAGAUGCUGGCUACCGGAUGUAUCGUAAGAGUCAGACCACUGGAUUCCCAUCCCUCAUUACCAUCUUCUCAGCGCCAAACUACCUGGAUGUUUACAACAACAAAGCUGCUGUACUGAAAUAUGAAAAUAACGUCAUGAACAUCCGACAGUUCAACUGCUCACCCCAUCCCUACUGGCUGCCCAACUUCAUGGAUGUUUUCACCUGGUCCCUGCCAUUUGUUGGAGAGAAAGUCACAGAAAUGCUGGUGAAUGUGCUGAGCAUCUGCUCCGAUGAUGAACUCAUGAAUGAUGAAGAUGAGAUCUUUGACGCAAAUGCAGCUGCAGCUCGCAAGGAGGUGAUCAAAAACAAGAUUCGUGCUAUCGGAAAAAUGGCCAAAAUGUUCUCAGUUCUCAGAGAGGAGAGUGAAAAUGUGUUGACGCUUAAGGGUCUGACGCCCACUGGCAUGCUGCCAAGCGGGGUUCUCUCUGGAGGCAGACAGACACUGCAGAGCGCCACCAUUGAAGCCAUUGAAGCCAUCGAGACGCAUGAUGAGGACAGAGAAGCUAUCCGUGGUUUCUCCCCCCAGCAUAAGAUCACCAGCUUCGAGGAGGCUAAAGGCCUGGACCGCAUCAAUGAGCGCAUGCCGCCUCGCAAGGACGGGGUGAACCACGUGGGCCACUCCAUGGGAAAGAUGAAUAUGUCGGAGGCAAACGGCACAGAAGACAACAGCAACAUCCAGUGAUGUGCUGUCUGAGCCUCAGAGAAAACGUGCCGCUGUUGCGCUGUGCAGCAAGACUUUGCUAAAUCGGGAAUUCAGGCCUCUGAACAUCGAAAUAAAACAGGCCCACUGGUAGAUCAUGAAAUCUGCAGCAAAUCUAAAAAGGGGCGAAAAGGUCAUUUAUUUUGUGACAGUAUGUCAUUGCACAGUUGGGGGAGGGGGGAGCUGGGGUUAACGGCAAAGGGCAGGGAUGAGGAGAGGCCAGCAGGAGGCAGUUUGACUGGAAAAAAAAAAACAACAAAAAAACAUGUGGUUGAAAGUUGUGUCUGCCUGUUGUUCCCUUUCUCAAUUCAACUAGAGACUGAAUUGUUGGGGGUUGUGUUGUUUCGAGUGCUGUCUGCUCCUCCAUUGCAGGGCUUGGCAGAAGACAUAACUGCAGUAUCCAUGUCACACCAAUCAUUUUACUGUUUUAUAAAGUGUUUACUAUGAAUCACUCACAAGUUCACUCCAUGAGGAAAAUAAUCUUGUUUACCUACAUGUUUUUUGCUAGUAUUAAAUCACACCACUUUGUGAGGAAGAAAGGAUAAAGGAAGGAAGCAAAAAAAAAAAAAACAUGCAGCGCAAUCUUACUGGUGGACUUAAAAUUUUUUGAUUGACCUUGUAGUAAGAUGCUGUCAUCCUGAAAGAAGACAGGGUGCUCAUUUGUGCUCACUAAACCGCCAAAGCCACUGCUGUCUGAGAUCUAACUCCGCCUUGGGUACGUCUCAAUAACCUCCAGCAGCUCUUUUACUCAUCUUCCUCAGUAUCAGUCAUCUCCCAGCAAGACAAACCUUGGGGGAAAUGAGGGAAGAAGGGAAGGUGAUGAAAAGAGCAAUUUGGGGGGGAAAUUUGGUUCCACUGCUUACUGUAGAUACCUCAGCAUCACCGAUUCAAUACAGAGAUCUGCAAAUGUCACACUACCCCAUAUGUAGACGCAUCAGCAUUUGUAGGUGAAUCUUUAUCUGGACCAUCUGCAAAGUUAUUUACUUCCUCUGCGCUAACUGUUACAGCAUUUCACAUCACAGCAGCAUGGCAUUUGAACAAGCUUUACCUCACGGAGGGAGAAAGAAUUGUGCAAUUCACUUUCUGGAACGUACAAACUUGAGCGUCCUCUGCUGAAAGAGGCUCAGGAUCAUGGUUUUCUCAUCUCUUCUGCAUUGUUAUGAUCAGUUUCUGGACCACAAAGGAAAACAGAAGAGUUUGAAUUUUUUUGGCAACAUACCCUGCUAUCAGGACACCACCUGCUUCUUUCUCACCUGCUUGUUGCUACGGAGAAAGUAGCAAACAUUAGCGCCCUCUGCACUUCUUACUGUGCUGCAAAUUCAACGAGAUCUCAUGCCUAAGAGCUACACAAAGUACUAUAUCAGAGUAGGGAGGAAAUUCUACAAAUUUUUGAACUCAAAAGUAACGUAUCUUUUGUUCAAAGAGUUUAUAACAACCAAAGGUUAGAUCCAUACAGAAUUUCUUUUUAUUUAUUUACCUGAUUUGAUGAAUGUAACUAGAAUUAGUGAAUUAAUGCUUCUGAGAACAAAUGUGUUUUCGUUUUCACUGGCAUUUAUCUUGGAUUGAUCAAGAUGUGAGAAGCUUCAUGAAAACUGAGCAAAAUUCUAGAUUAUUAAUAAGAUUUUUAAAUGUGUUAAUCUUUCAUUAUUCAUUUGCGAAUUAAUUCUUGGAAUCUAAUUUUAAUGGACAGAAUGGAGAAACAGGCUGAGAAAAAACUUCAUGAUCCAAAUAAAAAUCAUAUCCUAUGUCUAAGCAUUGUGGCAAAAAUGCUUAUUAUUUUGAUGGAUAAAAAAAGGGAGAAAAUAUAAUAUUCUGGUCUUUUCAAAAUAUAUAAUCUUUGAAAGUUGAUAUCAGCGAAGCCCCAACCAAAAGUGACACAUCGCAUAAAUUUCUAGAAUUUCCUUUCAAACAUCAAUAUUUUUUCUACUUUAUAUUCCAUCGUUCUAUUUAAUGAUAAAGAUAUGUGAAUUAAGGAUAGACAAAAAGUGAUUUUUAACACAGCAUCUAUGGUAUGGAACGCAUCAAUGCAUGCAAUUAAGUUCCUAAUUGUUACGUGAGAUUAUAAUUGUGAUAGUUGUGUUUCAAAUAGUAAACUUGAAUUCAUUUAUUUUUGAAUUAUAUUUGUUGUUUUAUUUGUCUUGUUUUAUAAAUUUUAUAAAUAGGCUUCCUUUGAUUGUUUCGGUCCAUUUUUUUCUUAAUUUUGUUAUUUAUUACCACUGCUUUUAAUUUUAUAUUGACUUCUUGUAUGCAGAGAUGCCCCUCUAAGGUGUGAAGCCUUGUGUUCUAUUUCUUUUUGUUUCGGUUGUACUGAUGUACCGAAAAUGUUCAAUAGUGUGAAUGAAUAUAAUCUCAGUGAAAAGCAACUUUCAGGCUGCCAAAGCAUGAUAGCAUGGUUUUCAGAUGUAAAUGAACUGGACACAGAAAAUCAUGUGUUACACUUACAUUUAACAGGAAACAUUGUACUCUGGUUAUAUUUACUGCUGAUAUUAUUAUUGUUACAAUUUAGCUUAUGGUUAUUUUCCUUCCUCCGUUUCUGGUUCUUGUAUGGUCUACAUGCAUAUUUCAACAAACAAAUAUAAUGGAUUUUAUCUUGCAACAUUUUUUUAUUAUCUAUGGAAAUAUGUUUUGGCAUUUGACUUCCUAAAUAAUACACACAUUGUAAGCAUGCCCUAUGGGACAAAUCACAUUUUUUUACUCUUGAAUAAAAUAUGCAUGAACAAAA
Molecule: messenger RNA, 4608 nt
Organism: Amphiprion ocellaris (clown anemonefish)
Lineage: Eukaryota; Metazoa; Chordata; Actinopteri; Pomacentridae
Gene: ppp3ca
Product: protein phosphatase 3, catalytic subunit, alpha isozyme
Exons: 14
Coding region: 300-1868 (522 amino acids)
Biological process (GO): calcineurin-NFAT signaling cascade
Cellular component (GO): cytosol; cytoplasm; calcineurin complex
Molecular function (GO): calmodulin binding; calmodulin-dependent protein phosphatase activity
Source: RefSeq, a predicted model, not a curated record